AUGGCAUCUCCUCCUAUCGCUGGUGUCUACACACCCGUACCAACAUUCUUCAAAAAUGACUUUUCAAUUGACUACGAGAGUCAGAUUAACCAUGCUCGAUUCUUGCACGAAAACGGAAUUGCUGGACUAGUUAUCAUGGGUUCCACCGGCGAGGCGGCACACCUCACGAGACAAGAACGGGCAUCGGUAAUAAAGGCGGUGCAUGAGGCUCUCCCACAAAUUGUCAUAAUUGCUGGAGUCGCACAAAAUUCUAUUCAAGACACCAUUGAUGAGAUUGAUUCAGUGAAAAAUGCUGGUGCUAGUUAUGCUGUGGUUCUACCAUCAUGUUACUUUGGUGCCUCUAUUAAACAAGAAGGAAUAGUUGAUUUUUUUCGAACGGUAGCCGACAAGUCUCCGCUACCAAUCAUGAUCUACGUCUAUCCUGGAGUCUCCAAUAAUAUCAAUGUUGAGCCCCAGACGGUUGCCCGGCUCUCGAAACAUCCUAAUAUAGUAGGAACCAAACUUUCCUAUGGUGAUGUGGCCCACCAUACACAAGUAGUUUGUGAUUCAUCUGAAAAUUUUUCAGUGUUCACUGGCUUGGGACAAAUCUUGUUGCCAACAUUGUCGGUGGGAUGCUGUGGUACAAUCGAUGCCUUGUCCGGAUCGUUCCCUAAACUUUUUGUGAAACUAUUUGAACAUUACCAGUCUGGAAACUAUGAAGAGGCGCGGAAGCUUCAGUUCGUUGCAUGCAAAGGAGAGGAAAUUGUAGUUCGUUUUGGCGUGGUUGGAAUCAAGAAAUUGGUACACUCUAGAGGUUUUGGAGAGUCAUAUUUGGGUCGGGUUCCCUCAAAUCAUGAUAUUGAUGCUGAGACAUGGAAUUCUUACUCCGGUACUAUCAAGCUCUUGGAGUCUACAGUAGCAAAUCUAUAA
Molecule: messenger RNA, 909 nt
Organism: Meyerozyma guilliermondii ATCC 6260
Lineage: Eukaryota; Fungi; Ascomycota; Pichiomycetes; Serinales; Debaryomycetaceae
Product: dihydrodipicolinate synthase family protein
Exons: 1
Coding region: 1-909 (302 amino acids)
Molecular function (GO): 4-hydroxy-tetrahydrodipicolinate synthase activity
Source: RefSeq, a predicted model, not a curated record